CCUAGUUUCCUAUAUGGAGAUAUAUUUGGCCUCCAUCCAUCUUCCCUCUCAAUUCACAGAAGAUUGCGCAGACUGGCUUUUAAAUACAGUUUUUCUAUAGAAGAGAGAAGAGGGCCGGGAUUCAAAGUCCACUGGGUGAAAUAUGGGAAGAGUGAAGCUUCAGAUCAAGAAGAUCGAGAACGCAACAAAUAGACAGGUCACCUUCUCAAAGAGGAGAAGUGGACUCGUCAAGAAAGCUUAUGAACUUUCUGUACUUUGUGACGUUGAUGUGGCUCUAAUCAUAUUUUCUCCGUCCGGGAAAGCGAGUCUCUUUUCUGGGGGCAAAAGCAUUGAAGACAUUUUUGAACGAUAUCUUAAACUUCCUGAGCAAGAACGGGUUAGAGUGCAAAAUCAAGAGCAUAUUCAAAAGGUCCUUACUAAGCUGAAGGCUGACGCCGAUGAAAUGUACCAAGCCCCUAGCCCGAUGAUUACAGAAUCUCCAAUCGAGGGUAUUAAAAGGGAAUUUUUUAUUUGCAAGUCUCGAUUGAAAGACAUGGAGAAGAGGCUGAGGAUAUUCGAAGGUGACCCUUCAGAAAUCACGACACUGUACGAGGCUGAAUAUCGUGAGAACGUCCUUCUGGAAACUCUAAAACAAGUACAGCUGCGAAAACGAGCUCUGGAGGAAGAGUACAUUUCACAUGCAGCUGCAGCUCCCCAGGUGCAUCUUUCGAAACCCGUAGAAGCAGAUGGAUUUGGUGACGGAAAUCUGAAGAACAUAGUGGAGUGGCUGCCGCAGGUUCAAACCCUGAACUUUACAGAUUAUGCCAGCGGCUUUCUUCCUUUCGGAGCCCAUCAACAAUCACAAAGUAGUCCUGUGGUUGAUGUGUUAUCGCCAACUUCAACUCAUCAGCAUGCCCAAAGUCACUCGAGUCCUGGAGACGGUUUAAACCAGGAUGAUUUUGGACAAGUUAUUGAUAUCAACGCCACCCCUUGGGGACCACUCCAACCUCCAGGAAGUGGAUCUUUUCCAGUCGCAGGGAGGACCGGAGAAGGACAAUUCCUUGAACUGUGCUUUUCUCAUUUGAAUCCAUCAAACACCUUGAUCCCGGAUCACCAUUUGCCUCAAACAUGAUAUGUGAGAUCGCUGCACCGCGUGUUGUUGCCGUCUUCAGCCUUGGUUCGGGAAUGCACUUCUGGACUUUAUUAUUUGUUUAAGCAUUGUAGCACAUGUUUCGUGAAUUUGACUCCGGUGACAUACACUAGUCAAUAAUUCUUGAGUUUCUUUUAAAAAAAGAUACAUGCAACUUCCAACUUUCAUCGCUAUUUGUCACUGUUAGUCAUCGGCAUCGUUGAUUUAUC
Prosopis cineraria is the source of this 1338-nucleotide messenger RNA. Its product is annotated as agamous-like MADS-box protein AGL104. The coding region runs from base 143 to 1111 and encodes 322 amino acids. The transcript is spliced from 11 exons. Gene Ontology annotation, biological process: positive regulation of transcription by RNA polymerase II. Gene Ontology annotation, molecular function: RNA polymerase II cis-regulatory region sequence-specific DNA binding; DNA-binding transcription factor activity, RNA polymerase II-specific; protein dimerization activity. Lineage: Eukaryota; Viridiplantae; Streptophyta; Magnoliopsida; Fabales; Fabaceae. The record is from RefSeq and is a predicted model, not a curated record.